AUGGCGACCGUCGACUCCCUCCUCUUCAACAUCUCCUCCUUCAUCGCCGGCCUAUUCCUCCUCGAAUAUGGCGCCGACAAGUUCAUCGACCACACGGCCAUUGUCGCCAAGAGACUCAAUGUCUCGCCCACUCUCGUCGGACUCUUGACCUGCGGCGCCGAAUGGGAAGAGCUCGUCGUUAUCAUCGUCGCUCUGAGCCAAAAGAACUCGAAUAUGGCCCUGGGCAACUUGAUCGGCUCAUCCGUCGCCAAUAUCCUCGCAUCCUUCUCGCUGGGAUUGCUGUUCAUGAAAAAGGCCGAGUUUGACCGCAGUUCCAAGAUUUACUCGGCUGCCCUUCUCGGUCUGACGACAGUCUUUCUGCUGCUGCUCAUUGCGCUCAAGGGGUCGACUUUCCAAUGGUUUGGUGGUAUUCUUCUUAUCGCAGCGUUCGUGGUCUAUGUUAUCUCCGUGGCGUCUCUCAUCUACCGAGGCAUGCUCACGGCACCCGAAAACUCUGAUAGCGACAGCGACAGCGACAGCACUGAUGACGAUCGCAAUAUUGAGAGCGACGACGAUGACGACCGAACCAUCAACGCCGACGACAGCGACACGGAGCGCCCCAGCGACGAAGAACAAGGAUGGACUUCCGACAAGGGCCAUCAACUCAACCUGCUGAAGCCCUCAUCGAACAAAGUUGCAAAGGCGAAGAAGAAGUCCAAGGCCAUCAAGGUCAUAAAUAAGCGCCCCAAGACAAUGCGCCAUCAUGUCUUCCAACUCGCCCUCGGUCUCGCUGCCCUGCUCGUCUCUAGCUACAUCAUAGCACACAGCGCAUCGACUAUCGGUCACGAGCUGGCCCUAUCCGGCACUGUCGUUGGCACCACAAUUCUGUCCCUGGCCACCACGCUCCCAGAGAAGUUCGUCGCCAUUCUCGGAGGUGCACGACACCAACCAGGCAUUAUGGUUGCCAAUACUGUCGGCUCCAAUAUCUUUCUGGUCACCCUUUGCGGGGGCGUGUUGUUUAUCUGGGGAGAUGCCAGCCAGCUGCAGUUUGGGUUUACGCUCUUUGAGGCUACCGUGAUGUGGCUAUCGGCUGUGGUUAUCUUUGGCAUUGUGAUGAUGGGUGGUAGACGGUGGAUGGGCGUCGCCAUGCUCGUUGGCUAUGUUGGGUUCUUGGUCGUGGAGAUCAUGAAUGGCCGCGAGCUUGAUGAGGACUGA
Messenger RNA from Sordaria macrospora k-hell, 1194 nucleotides. RefSeq lists its product as uncharacterized. The record is from RefSeq and is a predicted model, not a curated record. Lineage: Eukaryota; Fungi; Ascomycota; Sordariomycetes; Sordariales; Sordariaceae. Gene Ontology annotation, molecular function: calcium channel activity; calcium, potassium:sodium antiporter activity. Gene Ontology annotation, biological process: calcium ion transmembrane transport; intracellular calcium ion homeostasis. Gene Ontology annotation, cellular component: plasma membrane.